AUGGCGAACGCAACGACAGACCAUCUCAGGCCUCAGGAUCUGGAGACUCUGGAUAUCAGCAAGCUCACGCCGCUGUCUCCAGAUGUCAUCAGCAGACAGGCAACCAUCAACUUUGGCACAAUUGGCCAUGUCGCCCACGGAAAAUCGACGAUUGUGCGGGCGGUCUCGGGUGUACAGACUGUCCGCUUUAAGCACGAGAAGGAAAGAAACAUUACCAUUAAGCUAGGAUACGCGAACGCGAAGAUCUACAAGUGCUCGAACCCCGAGUGCCCCGAGCCGGAGUGCUACAAGAGCUAUGGAAGCUCGAAGGAAGACGAUCCGCCUUGCCCUCGCCCCGGCUGCGGCCACAAGAUGAACUUGCUCCGACACGUCUCCUUCGUCGAUUGCCCGGGACACGAUAUUCUUAUGGCGACGAUGCUUAAUGGCGCGGCAGUCAUGGAUGCUGCCCUACUGUUGAUUGCUGGAAACGAGCCUUGCCCCCAGCCGCAAACGAGUGAACAUCUCGCUGCUGUCGAGAUCAUGCGUCUCCAGCACAUCAUCAUUCUCCAGAACAAAGUCGAACUCAUCAAGGAGUCGCAGGCUCAGCAACAACAAGAAGAGAUUCGCGCGUUCGUCGCAGGAACGGCAGCGGACAAGGCGCCGAUUAUCCCGGUCAGCGCCGUCUUGAAGUUCAACAUCGACAUUCUCUGCCAGUACAUCUGCACGCUGGUGCCUGUUCCCGUUCGCGACUUCACGAGCCCGCCGCAAAUGAUCAUUAUUCGCUCCUUCGACGUCAACAAGCCCGGCGAAGAAGCUUCAAACCUCCAGGGUGGCGUUGCUGGAGGAAGCAUCAGCCAGGGAGUGCUCAAGGUCGGAGACGACAUCGAAGUGAGGCCCGGAAUCAUCAGCAAGGAUUCAGCUGGUAACAUUCAGUGCAGGCCCAUUGUCUCGACCAUUAUGUCGAUGUUUGCGGAAGAGAAUCCGCUAAAGUACGCCGUGCCGGGCGGCCUGAUUGGCGUCGGCACCAACAUCGAUCCGACCUUGACGAGAGCCGAUCGUCUCGUCGGACAGGUUUUGGGCCACCCUGGAAACCUGCCAGAUUGCUUCGGAGAAAUGGAGGUGUCUUACUACCUGCUGCGCCGACUGCUCGGCGUUCGUAGCCAGGAAGGAGACAAGUCGACGAAGGUCUCCAAGCUGAAAAAGGGCGAAUUCCUCAUGGUGAACAUCGCCAGCACGAGCGUCGGCGCGCGCGUUGCAGGCCUGAAACCCGAGAUGGCGAAGUUGGAGUUGACUGGGCCUGUGUGCACGCGGGUGGGAGACAAAAUCGCCCUCAGCCGCCGCGUCGAUAAGCACUGGCGUCUGAUUGGGUGGGGCCAAAUCCACAAGGGCAAGACUCUCCCUCUUUUGGAGUCGCUCUAA
Neospora caninum is the source of this 1398-nucleotide messenger RNA. RefSeq names its product GH18750, related. Bases 1 to 1398 code for a protein of 465 amino acids. The transcript is spliced from 11 exons. Gene Ontology annotation, molecular function: GTP binding; tRNA binding; GTPase activity. NCBI's taxonomy places the organism in Eukaryota, Apicomplexa, Conoidasida, Eucoccidiorida, Sarcocystidae. Gene Ontology annotation, biological process: formation of translation preinitiation complex; positive regulation of translational fidelity. Gene Ontology annotation, cellular component: cytosol; eukaryotic translation initiation factor 2 complex. The record is from RefSeq and is a predicted model, not a curated record.